This is a messenger RNA of Owenia fusiformis, 1917 nucleotides long. NCBI's taxonomy places the organism in Eukaryota, Metazoa, Annelida, Polychaeta, Sabellida, Oweniidae. The record is from the annotation of a GenBank genome assembly.
ACAUUCGGUAUUCAUACAAUUGUACACAUCCAAUUAUAGCAGAGCUAUGAAAAUAUAUGCAUUAGUAUGACUAUGAAAUGAAAAUGUAGGCAGUGGUACUCUGAUUUUAUUUCCUCUUUAUUUAAUGUUUACGAGGAACAUUAUAGUACGGUCCAAGAGAUAGUGGAUAAUGUGGAUCGCACAAUGCAGCAGCGGAGAUACUUCGUUUGAAUGCAUUAAUAGUGCAGGCAUCACACUGCGAGGGUGAUAUCCGAGUGAUAAAUGCAAAGAUACAGAUUUAGCAUAAACAUACUUAACGACUUGUGUCUAUAUGACUAGAUGUCGCCAAAGUAUUUGCAAAACGAACCCCGAAAGGUAUGGCAUCGUGGUCGCAUCAUGCUGCUGCCAUUGUUUCGUAUAUGGGAUAAGCUGGACAGUUGGCGUAUUCUUUGUGAUGUUUUUGGACGCAUUUCAAGCAAAGAAAGGAGUCACUGCAUGGGCAGGGUCACUGAACACGGCUUGUUGUUAUGCAGUUGGACCAAUAAGCAGUAUGUUGACGAACAAAUUUGGCUGCAGACCCACGGUUAUCUUAGGUGGCGUUAUAUCAGCUAUUGGUCUUGGAACAAGCGCGUUUGCCACUAACAUAUACCACCUGUAUAUCACGUUUGGUAUAGUUACAGGAAUUGGUUUUGGCUUCGUUUACAUUCCGUCCGUGUCUAUUAUUGCCCCAUACUUCAAAAAGAAAAGAGCGUUGGCAUACGGAGUUGCAACAGCUGGAAUAGGAAUUGGUUCAAUGGUCUACCCGCCAAUUAUAGAUGCUUUGAACAAUCAAUAUGGAUGGAGAGGAACACUACUUAUACUCUCAGGGAUUACAUUAAAUAUAUGCGUUGCUGGAGCAUUUAUGAAACCAUUUAAAAGUACAAUAGACGACGCAAGGGGAAAGGUUAAGGAAAGACUGUUUAACGUAGGGAUAUUUCGUUCGGUGGAUUUCCUCAUACUUUGUAUGAACAAUAUGCUCUUUUGCUUUGGUGUGUCAGUGGUAUACACACACUUGGCCGAAUAUGCAUUGCAAAUGGACAUAGGGGGAAGGGAAAGCUCUAUAUUAUUUUCUGUAAUUGGUAUCUCGAACUUUCUGGGUCGAUUUGUGUUUGGAUUCAUAGGAAAUCAUCCAUUGAGUAACGAUAUACUUGUAUAUUUGUUUGGCUUUUUAAUACCGGGUAUAGCAACGUUAUUGGUACCUUUACUCACACAGUUUGAAUCUCUCUUGAUAUAUGCCACUAUUUUCGGAACAUUCACUUCAGUAUUUGGAGUACAACUUGCCAGUAUUGUAUGUCAGAUAAUAGGUGAAGACCAGUUGGCAACAGGGUUCGGUGUUUUGCUUCCAUUUGAAGCAUUUGGAACAAUGCUUGGAGGACCAGUGGCUGGAUUCAUGUACGAUGGAUUUGAAUCUACAGGGUCAUUCUUUGUUGGAGGCGGAGCACUAGUGCUGAGUGCCACGAUUAUGAUUGUGCCAUAUUUGCGCGAGAAACGACUACAUGCACGAGCGUUAAAUGACAAUACACGCAUUAAAAACAAUCUCACUGAGGUUAUGGUGAAAACAGAAAAUGAAGAUACGGUUCAUGAAGAUCACAUUUCCAACACUACAUUAAGUGAUAACACUGAAGAAAACGAAAAAGCCAUAAUGUUAGAAGAAAUUCACACAUGAUGUUGAUCUUUCAAAUGGUACAUCGCCUUAAAAUGAAAUGAUGCAUGCUGUAAAAUGUAGUUAUGGUACCAUAGAAAGGAAAUGGUCACCAAAUGCUUAAAGUCCCCAUAUAAAGUUCAAACCACUUAUAUUGUAGUCUUACCCAAUGUUAUAAAAGUGUGAUAUGUGAAACUUUUUUUUUAAAUUUCAAAAAGUGGUUUUUGAUAGACUUUUUGUUUCAAAAUUUGUGAAUU